Molecule: messenger RNA, 1731 nt
Organism: Owenia fusiformis
Lineage: Eukaryota; Metazoa; Annelida; Polychaeta; Sabellida; Oweniidae
Source: the annotation of a GenBank genome assembly
AUGAAAAUAAAAUAAAAUUCCGAAAAUAUUUUCAGUAGUUUUAUUAGAAUAACUAUGGCAUUAUCUCGAAUCUGGUGUCCCAAAGGUGUUAGAAAUAGCCUUCAAACACCAGUUGUUGUGUGGAAGCAAAUGACAUACCAAGUUGAGCCAAUCUUACCUCAUAGCCAGAUCUUAUGUGUGCAGAGAACAUUUGAACAUCAGAGCAGAGACAGGCAUCAAUUCUCAUGUUAUUCAACCAUUUCAACACACGACUCAUGGACCAGAACCAACCAUCCAGCAUUUAGAUACUUUUCAACAACUUAUCCCGCCUUUGUUGAUCAAAAAUCAACAGCCAGCAAGGACUCAGAUAUAACUGAAAAAGUAAUAGAAGCCAACGAGAGCAAAGAAAUUGAAGAAGCUGAAAAACCGCCCGGAUUAUUUAAAAGAUUUAAAUUAGCCUACAAGGAGUAUGGGAAGGUGCUAAUAGGAGUACACUUAGUCACGUCUGCCGUUUGGUUUGGAUCGUUCUUUUAUUUAGCGCAAGGGGGCAUAGAUGUGGUCAGCAUUCUAGAGAAAUACCAAUUCAACGAAACUUUGAUAAAACCAUUUAAAGGACCUGGUUUGGGUUACGUUGCUGUAGCCUACCUCAUGUAUAAACUGGCCACGCCCUUACGCUAUACAGUCACUUUAGGAGGUACCCAGAUAGCUGUGAAAUACCUGCGCCAAGCAGGCUAUCUCCCUCCUGUUGCACACCAGGACAAAAUUAGAAACCUAAUGAAAGAUGGACGCCAACAAUUAAAAGAUAAAUCCGCUGACUUAAAGGAUCAAUUAAAGGAAAAACAUGGAGACUUAAAAGAUCAGUUAAAAGAACGUAAAGAUUCUUUGAAGGACAAAAAGGAUGAAUGGAAAGAGAAAAUAAAAGAUAGGUCCUCUUCGCGUAAAAAUAAUCCUGAUUCUUGAAUGCUGGCAUAAACUUGAAUUCUAUGAUUCAUUUUUGAAAAUCAAAGUCAUUAAUAUAAUGACUGUAUAAUGUAUUGCCGGUUACCUUAUACAGGGUCCAUUUUUGGAGCCACCAUUACUUGAUGUUAUUACCAGAUAACUCAGGCAUAAAGCCUUUUUUACAACCGCUAUCCUCAGGAUAGGUAUCUUCCUCAAGCAUAGGAAAGCUAGCCCAGUUGAAAUGUAAUAGAAUAUAAAACAGGGGAACCAGGGAAAAGUUGAAAGACUGUAUAGGCUUAUAAGAUUAUUAUAUCACAACCAAAAUAAUAAAAAGUGGUUACAUAUUGUAAUAGCCACCAUUUUUGUGAUUGGUGUUUAGAGUUCAGCGUUGGUAUUUGUUCCUUCUUUAACCAUUUGCAAUUACACCUGUUUUGAAGUUAUUAGUCUAUGUUUAGGUAUUAAUGGGACAUGGGUGCUGGGUGCAGUAUGUCCAUGAAAUGCCCUCAUAUAUGUGCCAAUGUCCAUUAAAUGUGUAUGUAUUGCCAAAUAUUCCAUUGUAUAUCUGAUUUGGUGACUGUCCAGAUGAAUAACUCAUUCUGUUGAUUUAUUUUUGAUUUUUACAUGCAAAUGUAUGGAUACCAUGUCCAUGUGUAUACUGUUCAUUUACUUUUCUUUUUAACUGUACAAUGUAUCUCUUAAAUGUCAAUGAAAAUUACACAUAUUCCAAAUAAUCAAUGCGAAUGCGAAUGAGCAAAGAAUAAACAUAUGAAGUGAAUAUAACAAAGUGCUUUAAUAUAAGUAUUUAUUGAAGAA